Molecule: messenger RNA, 4665 nt
Organism: Cynoglossus semilaevis (tongue sole)
Lineage: Eukaryota; Metazoa; Chordata; Actinopteri; Pleuronectiformes; Cynoglossidae
Gene: lrch3
Product: leucine-rich repeats and calponin homology (CH) domain containing 3
Exons: 21
Coding region: 97-2298 (733 amino acids)
Cellular component (GO): cytoplasm
Molecular function (GO): protein binding
Source: RefSeq, a predicted model, not a curated record
CAAUUUUUUCAGUUGGUCGUUCUGCGCAUGCUCCACUCGGAGUUUAGGGUGGGAAAGUUAACCGUUAGCACGGAAAGCUAACAGCCAGAGUGUGUAAUGGCGGCCUCUGUGUUGUUGGGGUCUGCGGACAACACUGGACUCGGCUUUACGGUGGGAGUUGGCGGCAAUGGUAACGUUUUAGCUGGUAAUAAUCAUGGACUUGGGCUGGUAGGCCCGGCGCCGUGGAACCGCUCCCUGGACCGGGCUUUGGACGAAGCCUCGGCCACCGGGUUCCUCAACCUCAGUGGCAGGAAGCUGAAGGAGUUCCCCCGGAGCGCCUCCAACCACGAUCUGACGGACACCACUAGGGCCGAUCUGUCUCGUAACCGUCUGUCUGAACUUCCCGUGGACAUCUGUCUCUUCGUCUCUGUGGAGAGUCUCAACCUGUAUCAGAACUGUCUGAGGUCACUGCCGGAGAGUUUGGUCAACCUGCAGAGUCUGACCUACCUAAACCUCAGUCGGAACCAACUGUCCGUCCUGCCUGUUGUCCUCUGUAGUCUCCCUCUGAAGGUUCUAAUUGCCUGCAACAACAAACUGGUUUCUCUUCCAGAAGAAGUGGGGCAGUUAAGACAACUCACUGAGCUGGACGUGAGCUGUAACGAGAUCCAGACGUUACCUUCUCAGGUUGGUCAGUUGGAGGCUCUAAGAGACCUGAAUAUCAGGAGGAACCACCUUGUUACACUCCCACCAGAAUUGGCUGACCUCCCACUUGUACGUCUGGACUUCUCCUGUAACAAGGUGACCUCCAUCCCUGUCUGUUACCGACGACUCACACAGCUCCACACCAUCAUCCUCGACAACAACCCUCUGCAGUCGCCACCUGCCCAGAUAUGUAUCAAAGGAAAAGUCCACAUAUUUAAGUAUUUGAACAUUGAGGCGAGUAAAUCCACCCCUGACCUACCAGACUACGAAAGACGGCCUCUGCCCUUCACCUCGUGUGUUGAUGAGCUGUACCCCGGACGUCGUUACGGGGCGCUGGACUCAGGUUUUAAUAGUGUGGACAGUGGAGACAAGAGGUGGUCGGGGAAUGAGCCAACAGAGGAGCUGUCAGAGCUGCCACAGAGAGUCACUGAGAUCAGCAGAGAACAGAGACACAGAGCAGCAGGGGGCGGAGCUUUGAUGAUUCCUAAUGGCACACAUGUGGAGGUGGAGCAGAUUGACUUUAUUGACAGCUGUGUGGAGGAGGAAGAGGAAGGCAGGAGUCAGAGCGGACGGGGAAGCAGAGACAGCACCAGUCUAAGUUCUCAAUUCAUGGCCUACAUCGAGAGACGGAUCACCAGAGAGGGGUCUCCAGUCAAAACUAAUGCUUCCAGGAUGGAGGACACAAGGAGACACAGGAGUGUGGUCGAUAGUGUCACAGUGCCCUCUAUUUCCCAAAACCAGAGGGCUGCCCUGGGACAAGGGGGUGUGGAGAGAAUAAGGAGGGAGGCUCAACUUGCGGCUCUGAGGUAUGACGAGGAGCGACAGAAGAACCGAUCUGUAAGCAGUUAUACAAAGCAUAAAGCAGCUCCCAGUCCUACAAAGUCCAGUCCAGACACCGAGACCUUGUGCCCCUCCAGACGCUCUACCCACACAGAUGACUCCGCCCUCUUUAUGUCUGUGACUACAGCCUCUAUGGACUGUAACUCUGCUGCUGAUAGCUCCUCCUCCUGUCUUCUACAGGGUGAAGACAGAGCUGCUCUGUCUCCUACAGCCAAUCAGUCCACGUCAUACCCCAGCUUAGGGGGCGGGGCCUCUUGUCGGACUUCAAACCUUAGACCAGACAGUUUUCUCUUUCGUCUAAACCAAAAAGAAGAGAAGAGGAAAGCAGAUGCUGCUUCCACCUCCACAGUCACACCUCAGAACCAGGAGGUGCCUGCUACACCUACCUUGGUUGGAGAAGAUGCUGAGCUGGUGGAGCAGCUUAGAAAGAACAUUGAGGCUCGUCUCAAAUUGUCCUUACCAAGUGACCUGGGUGCCGCUCUGACAGAUGGGGUGGUGCUGUGUCACCUUGCCAAUCAUGUGCGACCACGGUCCGUCCCCAGCAUCCACGUCCCCUCCCCUGCUGUGCCUAAACUCACCAUGGCCAAAUGUCGGCGAAAUGUGGAAAACUUUCUGGAGGCGUGUCGGAGGAUUGGAGUCCCACAGAGUCAGUUGUGUCUCCCUCUUCACAUUCUGGAAGAACAAGGUCUCCCACAAGUUGCCGGCACCGUACGGGCUCUGCUCGAACUUGCCCCACCUCGACACCCUGUUACCUUGACAUUGAGCACAACGUCGUGAAUGACAAAACAGUUGGUCAUCACGUGCACAACACUAGCAUCACCAUAACUAUCAUUGCAGCACAUGCACACUCAGGCAACGAUGAGGAAAUUAAGCUGUGUCUGAUGGAGACAUAAACAGAGCUGAAUGAUGUCAACUCUCUCUGUUGCUGAGUUUAGAAACAUGACAAAGUUUUAUUUUGUUUAGAACAACUCGGCCACUGCUGUGGAUCACAUCUAUCACAUGUAAAAAAUGUAGUGUUAGGACAGACUUUAUAAACUCCUAUUUCUUAUUUAGGUAAGAAAACCAACUAAUAGAUUUAUCAACAUUUUUUAUUUGUAUGUUAAUUUUUAAUUAGAGGUUGGAAUUUCUCUUUAAUCCCUGAAGUUGUAAAUCCAAGUCACAAAAUUACUUGGCAGUGAGGGGACACAAACCAUGUGCACUUCCUAGCCUGACUCGUAACCUGCUUCAGGUUCUUUGUUAACCAGAAGAUCAUAAUCUCUGGGGUGGCGUCAUUCCCAGUACCACUACAUGGCCUCUAACUUAAAUGCACUGUGAGACCACUGUGCUUUUUUUACCGUGAUUGACUGACAUGCCACUGUUAAUUAAGAUUAGUGUUUUUCAACACUUUUUAUCAUCACUACAGAAUGCUAGAAACUAUUUAUGGUUUAUAUUUAUAGAUCAAAUUAAAAACACUUUUAAUUAUGUUAUGCAGAAAACAUGAUUUUACCAUGUUUUUAAAACUAAGCUGUAAAAUUAUCAAGUGUUCAACCUGUUUACAUCAGUUGUUUUGCACAUUAGGCUAAUGUAGCUGAUGGUGGUGAUAAUCACUAUUUUAUAUGUUUAAAUGUUUCUCUAAAAAUACACUAUGUCAGUCACAGUGAAAAGAAGUCAGCAGGUCUAGUUGAUUUGAUAAUAAUCCUUACAGCGCUAUUUGGGUUGCCUACUUUUGUUUAGCAAGAAGUUUAAUUCUAUUCAUAUCUAUUUAUGUAGCUAAAUUAAUUUAAAAAAUACUGACCUGCUGUUUGUGCUACUGGGAGCCAAAUGGGUCCUAUACUAAUGCAUAAGAUGAAAAGAAAAAAACUGUUACAACUAAGUUCCAUCAGCUUGCUAUGUAAAAUAUUUUACCUAUGUAAAUAUAUGCUGAUGAAUAUGUUUUUAAAACAAUUUUCAAUAUGUUAUCAAUUAGGGCUAAGUUAGUUUAUAUUGUUCAGCUACUUUGUAGUGAGGCAAAAUUAUUUUUCAUGAGUUCAUGUUAACAAACGUUAAUAUGGAUAAUGUUGGUCUUCAUGUUAUGCACAAGUAUACAACAUAAGCUAAGAUUUACAUCUUGCAACAGGCAGCACUUUUUAGCCCACAUGUGCUAAAUCACAGGGAUGUUGCUAUUAUAGUGGCCUUGUUGAAGUUUCAGCUCUGUUUUCAGUCUCCAUUUGUAAGGGACCAAUGUGAUGAAUGGUGACUUAGUGCCGACAUCUUGUUUAUCUGUUGCACCAGUUACACAUGUAAACUGAUGUUUGCAGUGUCUGCAGUUGGUAGAUUCUGUCUGUCUCCUGGUUUAUCAUCCACGCAUUUUCAGAACCUUAACUGAAGCACAUGUGCCCCCAUGCACGUUAUUAAUGGCAAACAUUAUUUAUAGACAAAAUAAAUCAGAGAUUAAAGAAGAGUCAUUGUUGCACCAGAAACUUAUGUGAAAAUGUACUGAGCUGUGAUUUGACAAGAUCAUUCAGGUGAUGAUGACGCCUCAUGUGUGUUGCAUGCUAGGACAAUUUCACUUGGAUGGUGUGAUCUGACACUAACACACUGUGGACUAAAAGGUCUGCAAUCAUAAAAUACUAUAUGCUGUAAAUAUAUACAUACAUGCAUACAUACCACCAGUGAUGUCACCAUAGACCUGUGCUCACCAGAGAUAAUUGAAGAUGGGAUGGAGACACAUGAAAUAGUCACCUGCUUACUUCCAUCUGGUGCAGAUGCUAAACAUCACUUGUGGACUAGGAACUGCUGCACCUGAAUGCAGUUUCACAAAAAAAAAAGUCUUCAGGCUUAGACACUUGGCUACGCCUCCAUUUAAAAUCUAAAAGGUUUCAGGUUACAGAACUGAUUGGUGUUCUGAUCAACAGUUGUACUGUCCACUUUGUUGGUCUGGCUCAGAAGUUGUGGUUAUACUUGUACAGUUUCAUGUUUUGUUUUGUUUUUUUUCUGGUAAUGUGUUUCUCCUGCAGCAUUGACUAGUCAUGUGACAAAGAGCUGGUGUGCUUUUAGAGGACAUUCCACCGGUUGUUAAAAGGAGGACACACUUGUUUGUAUUUUUGCUGACAAACUGUAUAAAGAUUUGAACACAGUCAUAUGAAGAGUUGACUUUAAGUGCUUUAAAUAAAUAUUUUAAUUUGA